Molecule: messenger RNA, 4837 nt
Organism: Podarcis raffonei (Aeolian wall lizard)
Lineage: Eukaryota; Metazoa; Chordata; Lepidosauria; Squamata; Lacertidae
Gene: LRP12
Product: LDL receptor related protein 12
Exons: 7
Coding region: 27-3059 (1010 amino acids)
Biological process (GO): cilium assembly
Cellular component (GO): microtubule; cilium
Molecular function (GO): microtubule binding
Source: RefSeq, a predicted model, not a curated record
GCCCCGGGAGAAACUGAGGCGGUUCAAUGCGCGGCCAGGACGAAGCCCGCUCAGUCUCCUCCUCCUCCGUCUGGGCGAGAGGCUGGGUCUCCCUCGCUCCCUCCCCGCCCAGGGAAGCCGCUUUCCUGCGAGAGAGAGAGAGAGCGCGGCUCGGCUCUCUAAUGCGCAGAUGCGCCGGCGGAGCCCCUCCUGCCCGCCGGAGGAGAGCGCUGCCCGAGACCGGAGAGCAGAGGAGGCCGGAGGCCGGCGGUCGUCGUCGUCGUCGCCUCAGCCGCCUCAGCAACCGCCUCAGCCGCCCAUGGCUCCCACAGCAGCGGCGGGCUGAGCAGAGAGCGACGCGGGAGGGAGCAGCCAGGGGGCCGGCGGGGAGUCUUGGCCGGCGAGGCGGCGGCGGCGGCGGCGCUUGGGCCCUCCUCCCGCAGCGGGGAUUGUGGCCGCGGGGGCUCCCGACUCCGGCUCUUUCUUCUCGCUCUCCCCCCCGUGGCGGUGUUAUGGCCCCUUGCUGGAGCGCAAAAGGGUCCCUUGCUUGGAGGUCAGCGCAGCUCCUGCUCCUCGUCGCCUCCUGCUGUGGAAACAGUGCUCUUGCAGAACGUUCUGAAAAUGUGCAUAUUUCAGGAAUCUCAACUGCUUGUGGAGAUAUCCCAGAACAAAUUAAAGGUCCAAGUGGGAUCAUCACUAGCCCAGGUUGGCCUCUUGAAUAUCCAGCAAGAUUGAAUUGUAGCUGGUAUAUCCGAGCAAACCCAGGUGAAAUUAUUACAAUAAGUUUUCAGGAUUUUGAUGUUCAAGGAUCACGGCGAUGCAGUUCAGAUUCCCUGACGAUAGGGGCAUACAAAAACAUGGAAAAUUAUAGAGUGUGUGGGUCUUCUAUUCCAUCUCCAUAUAUAUCUUCACAGGACCAUGUUUGGGUCAGAUUUCAUUCAGAUGAUAGUAUAUCACGAAAAGGAUUCAGACUGACUUAUUUUGCAGGGAAAUCCAGCGAACCAAGCUGCGACUGUAACCAAUUCCAUUGUGCUAAUGGGAAAUGUAUUCCAGAAUCUUGGAAAUGCAAUGACAUGGAUGAAUGUGGAGACAACUCAGAUGAAGAAAUCUGUGCCAAAGCUAGUCCCCCAACUGCUGCUUCCUUCCAGCCAUGUGCAUACAACCAGUUCCAGUGUCUGUCUCGUUUCAAUGUUUACACUUGCAUUCCAGAAUCCUCAAAAUGUGAUGGAAACCUUGACUGUCUUGACUUGGGAGAUGAAAUAGACUGUGGCGUGCCAACAUGUGGACAGUUGCUGAAAUAUUUUUAUGGUACUUUCAAUUCUCCCAAUUAUCCAGACUUUUAUCCUCCAGGGAGCAACUGCACAUGGCUGAUAGACACUGGGGACCACCGCAAAGUUAUUUUGCGUUUCACUGACUUUAAGCUUGAUGGUACCGGAUAUGGGGACUAUGUCAAAAUAUAUGACGGUUUAGAGGAGAAUCCACGCAAGCUAUUGCGUGUUUUAACUGCUUUUGACUCUCAUGCCCCUCUUACAGUUGUUUCUUCAUCCGGUCAAAUCAGAGUGCAUUUUUGCGCUGACAAAGUGAAUGCAGCAAGAGGAUUUAAUGCUACCUAUCAGGUUGAUGGCUUCUGUCUGCCAUGGGAAAUUCCAUGUGGUGGAAACUGGGGCUGUUACACAGAGCAGCAGCGCUGUGAUGGCUAUUGGCAUUGUCCAAACGGAAGAGAUGAAACAAACUGCACUAUGUGCCAAAAGGAAGAAUUUCCUUGCUCUCGUAAUGGUGCCUGCUAUCCACGCUCCGAUCGCUGCAACUACCAGAACCACUGCCCCAAUGGCUCGGAUGAAAAGAAUUGCUUCUUUUGCCAGCCAGGAAAUUUCCACUGCAAAAAUAAUCGGUGUGUGUUUGAAAGCUGGGUUUGCGAUUCCCAAGAUGAUUGUGGUGAUGGUAGUGAUGAAGAGAAUUGCCCAGUUAUUGUACCCACCAGAGUAAUAACUGCUGCUGUCAUUGGAAGUCUUAUUUGUGGGCUGCUCCUUGUCAUUGCACUGGGAUGCACUUGUAAGCUGUAUUCUUUGAGAAUGUUUGAACGAAGAUCUUUUGAGACACAGUUGUCUAGAGUCGAGGCUGAGUUGUUAAGAAGGGAAGCACCUCCUUCCUAUGGACAGUUGAUUGCUCAGGGCUUAAUUCCACCAGUUGAAGACUUCCCUGUUUGCUCACCAAAUCAGGCUUCUGUUUUAGAAAAUUUGAGGCUAGCAGUGAGGUCUCAGCUUGGAUUUACCUCUAUCAGGCUUCCAAUUGCGGGCCGGUCAAGCAAUAUUUGGAACCGAAUCUUUAAUUUUGCAAGAUCUCGCCAUUCUGGAUCCCUGGCACUGGUUUCCUCAGACGGAGAUGACAUUGCCAACCCGAAUGCUAGCAGAGAAGGUGAAAGAAACGGCUCUCACCGAAACCUCUUUUCAGUAGAGUCUGAUGAUACAGACACAGAAACGGAACGAAGAGACACAGCAGGUGCCGUUGGUGGCGUUGCUGCUACUUUGCCUCAGAAGGUCCCUCCUGCAACAGCCGUCGAAGCAGCUGUCGUCUGUGGAGCUUCCUCAGCUCAGAAUAUCAGCAGCAGUUCGGACGGUGGAAGAGAAGCAGCGAGUGUGGAACCCCCGAGUUCCAGUCCAGGGCGCCACCAGUUCUCCAGUGCACUUAGUCGUAUGACUCAAGGGUUACGUUGGGUACGCUUCACUUUAGGGAGGUCGAGUCCCGUCAGUCAGAACCAAAGUCCUUUGAGACAGCUUGAUAAUGGGGUGGGUGGAGGAAGAGACGAAGAUGAUGAUGUUGAAAUGCUCAUUCCCGCCUCUGAUGCGGCAUCAGACUUGGAUGCGAAUGACUGCUCAAGACCUCUUCUUGACCUCACCUCAGAACAAGGACAAGGGCUUAGGCAGCCUUACAGCGCGGCACAUAAUGGGAUGCGCUCCUGUAAUCGAGAUGGCCCUUGUGAGCGCUGUGGAAUUGUACAUACUGCCCAGAUACCUGACACUUGCUUAGAAUCAGCACUGAAAAACGAAACUAGUGAUGAUGAGGCUUUGCUACUUUGCUAAGUCUAGUUUGAGUGGGUGGAAAUGUAUGUAAGUUGGAGCAAUAUUGGUGAUUGUUUUGUACUUCAUAAUUAAGGAAAAAAGCAGUUGUUGUUUUUUCAUUUCAAAAAAGAAUCCAGGGCAAAUCAUGGGACUUAAAAUGUUCUUGUGCAUGACUGAAUGAAUAUUUGUCAUACGGGCAACUAAAACAAAUGUUUUCCCAGGUCAGUAUACGUGAUGUACACCUGUUGCUAUUUGGUUAUUUAAUGGUCAUCUUCCGAGGGCUUUUCAAAGAAACUCCUUUUUCUAUUAUUAGUAUUCUUAAAGCAAGUGCAAGGAAGUGACUGCAGACAGAAUAUCUUUGUAAUUUGUGAAACACACUAGCAACAGAUGAGCUUUGUGGAACCUCUCAACAUGUUCAGGCUUGUCUGAACAUUUACGUUUAAAGUGUUGCAGAGGUUUGCAUCUGUAGCCAGUCCCUUACCCAGACUUUAAAGAUUAAUGCAGAAUGAGGUAAUAUGAGAAGCCCUCUUGUGUCAGAUAGUUUAAACAUGAUGGUGUAAUUUAGAACAGAAACUUAGCUGCUCAACCACUGAUGUCUGCCUGCCACUCACUGCAGGUUGUCAGGCUAGUUUGUACAAAAUAUUUAUUCCUUUUUGAAAUCAAAACCAACGUACUUUUGCCAAUAUAAUUUUAACUGAAUAUACUAAAUGCUGAUUAUUGCAAAAAGUAUUCUUUUUCUCUCUUGUGGUUUAUAAUAUAUUUGUCUAAUUACUGAUUGUCAUCAUGCUGAACUUUUUCAGAAGGAAGAGAGACUUUCUCCAAUACACUAUAUAUUUUUUUCUUUUAGAAAUUCAAACAGCAGUUAACUUAGAUAAAACUGAUGGCAAAAAAAUCUUUUGUAGCUUUUAUAACAUUGACUUUAAUAAGUUGGUCUAGUAUGGUACAACCAAAUAAGGUGUAAAAAUUCAGAGUAAUUUUUCAUCUAUCUUUGAAGAUAGAUAUCCGAAGCAGUUAAAAUAUGCAUUUAAUUCUUGUAUAUAAUGUGUUUUUUAAAGCUGAGAUAGGUACCUAUAACUCUAGAAAAUAUGUUCCAACUGCUAAUGGAUCUUCUCCCUAAUAGGGUUUAAAUUUGUCUGGUCUAAAGGGAUUUGCACUAAAACUAUGUUAAGGUCUCUAAAGAGCUUAGUGCACAAGCACUAUCACUUUAAGUACUAGUCUCUAAUACUGCAAUGAAAUAUAUAUAAAUAUCUAAAAAAAAUAUUUCCAUUGCUCUGUUUUUGGGUUCUUGCUUUCUUCUGUUGUUUGUUGCUGCAACUGAAUUUGCUUUACUAAUUUCCUAUUUAUUCAUUGUAUUUAAAAAGCUGGUUUACCUGGCAUCAGUUUGCGCUUUUUUUAAAAAAGAAAAAGAAAUAUUCAGUAUAUUUCAAGGUUUUUAUUUUUGUUACAUCACAUUUUGGCUGCAAAACACACUAGUGGGGAGAAAACAUUCAUAGUUUCCAGUUUUGUGACCAGAAAGUGGUUGUUGUUGCUACUAAAUGAUAUCAAGAAAUCCAUCUUUUGAGAAGGUAAAGAUUGUCAAUUGCUGUUAUAUUUAUUCUUUGCCAGUCUAAGUAGGCUUAAUGAUUUAGUAUGAAAAAUGUAUUUGUGUGUGACUGUAUGCUAUUUAUUAAAUUUUCCAUACAUUGCUGAAUGUCAUUUUUAAAGCAUGUUUAAAGUCUUGUGGAUUUCUUGUUGUGUUAUGCUGUCAGAAAAAAACUGGCAAUGUUUUAAGAUGUAUCAAAUUAAAAAAUCUUACUAUG